CGUUGUCCAGUCACAAUCGAGAUUUUCGGUAAACUAAAAGAGAACGUUUUUUUGUCGUCGUUCGUUAAUACAUUCGUGGCUCUUAUCAUGCGCAUUGUUCAUCAUAUAAUUUAUUAAAUUAUUACGUCGAGGAAGUCAUUUGAUUAAUUUGAUCGAAUUUGUUUAUUAUUCUGCUUUGUCAUUUUGAUUGAUUCUAUUCUCUCACACUCACUUUGCGCAAAAGGCUAACAUGGACGGUAAUAAAGAUGAGGCAGAAAGAUGUAUUGAACUUGCUGAACGUUAUUUGCGUGAAAAAAAAUUCGAAGAUGCGGAAAAAUUCAUACGUAAAGCACAAAAGCUUUAUCCAACGCAAAAAACAGAAGAUCUAUUAACAAAAGUUACAUCUCUAUUAAAACAAAAUGUGAAAACUGAAUCAGAACCUACCGUUAGAAAGAGACAUAAUGUUAAUAAGGAAAAUUCUCAAGCUCAAGCUACCACUGAAUAUACAAAAGAUCAACUUGAAGCAGUAAAAAGAAUUAAGAAAUGUAAAGAUUAUUAUGAAAUUUUGGGAGUAAGUAAAGAUGCAACAGAUAGCGAUAUUAAAAAAGCUUAUAAAAAGUUGGCACUUCAAUUACAUCCUGACAAAAACAAAGCUCCAGGAGCUGCAGAAUCAUUUAAAGCCAUUGGAAAUGCUGUUGCUAUUCUUACGGAUGUUGAAAAACGGAAACAAUAUGAUCUUUAUGGUCCUGAAGAGGAACGACUACAAAGUAGUCAAGCUCGUCAGAAUCAUACACAUUAUAAUUACACACGAGGUUUUGAAGCUGAUAUCACAGCCGAAGAAUUAUUUAAUAUGUUCUUUGGUGGAGGAAUACCUCAGCAAGAAUUUUAUAUGAGACGUACAGGUGGUAGAUGGAUGAGACAGCAAGAAGCACAAGCUCAAAAUGCUCAUUCUCAGCAAGCAAAUGGAUAUACAACAUUUGUCCAAUCAUUGCUUCUUUUGUUGUUAAUAUUGAUAUCUAUGAUGAGCAGUUUUUUUAUAUCAGAUCCUAUAUAUAGUCUACAUCCUAGUGCCAAAUAUUCUAUAGCAAGGAACACCAAGCAAUUGAAUAUACCAUAUUAUGUCAAGGAAAAUUUUCAUACCGAAUAUCAAGGCAGUUUGCAUAGAUUAGAAAUAUCCGUUCAGGAAGAAUUUUUAUUGAACUUGAGACAAGCAUGUUAUAGGGAAAGAAAUUACAAAGACGCACUGUUAUGGAAGGCUCGUAGUUUUCAAGAUCAAGAGAUGUUUAUUAAAGCUAGAAACAUUGAUACACCUUCUUGUAAAAGAUUACAAACUUUGCAAUCUUCAUAGCAUAUUCAUGUAACUCAUUAGAAUUGUGUUGUAGAUAGAUGUAUAUUAUAUUCACGCGUGCAUAUUUAUUUUGAGUGUGACGCAGGACGUUGAGUUAUAUGUUCGUAUCUACUGUCAUACAUCGCGCGCCUUGCAUAGCCUGUCAUUAAUAAUAUGGACCAUGCAUGAUGUUUGAUCCGUAUCUAAAUUGUUAAUUGUUUGCUAGAAGAUUAAAUUUGAAUAGCCCAUUUAAUGGUAAUUUUACUAGUAAAAUGAUAUUGAAUUUAUAUUAUAUAACUAAAUGAGAUAAAUUUAGCUUUUUUUAGAUAGAUCGAGUCAGUCAGGAUAGCAUAAAAGUUAUUUAUUUUCGUAGAUUGAACAAUGUCAUUUACGACUUAGAAAUUGUUCAUAUAAUCUUAAAUUUUUUAAUAAACAUCAGAAAUUUUUAGUUUUUAAAAAUUCGGUUUGCUAUAGUAAUAUAAAUGAAAAAAAUAUCUUAAAGUUAUGUAAAGUUAUGUAAAGUUUUAUUGUUUUAUUUCUUUUUAUUUUUUUUUUUUUUAUAUAUAUAUAUAUAAACACCUAUGUUUCUAAAAAAAGACUCUUCUCUUGGCAAUGAUGGUAAUAAGUAAUGUAUAUACCAUCUAGGCAUGUUGAUAAAGAAGCAAAUUAUUAAAAAAUGUAAAUUGUCUUAUUAAGUUAAAUGCAGAGCUGUCAAGAUUGAAGUUUCCACUAUAAAGUAUUAUUAAUUUCUGCAAUUAUUGUCAGAAUUAAGUUCUAAAAUUAAUUCGACAUAAAAAUUAUCUAAAUAACGUAUAAUUGUUAUAAAACUGUAUUUAAUAUAAUUUAAAUGCAUUAUAAUGCAUCCUAUCCUAUAUAUUAUUUUGUUUGAAACGCUAUGGAUAAAACAAAAAUUAUUUCCAAUGCAUUAUAAAAUUUGAUUCUGUCAAUAUAUGCAGGGAAAUAAUGUACAAGUGUCUGCUUUUAUAAGAUUAAAUGCAGAGAUUUUAAUUCUUUCCCAAAGUAGACCAGUUAGGUAUAUAUCUUAUUGCAUUAUAAACUUUUAUAUGAAAAUAGAUGAUAAAUAGUUGUUAUCAAAGAGAUUUGUAUGUAGUUACAAAUCAUAAAGAAUGGAUCUUUAAAAAUAAAUAAAUAAUGCAAAUAUAAUACACGGAAAUUAGAUAAACAUUUUUAAGCUCGAUAUAGUCUAUUUGUUGUUAAUUAUUUAUUUAUAACCUUUAUUAUAUGUUUUAGACGAACAACAUUCUAUUAUUAGAUUAUGGUGAAAUGAAAUAGAGCAUAGCUUAUCUAAUAUUAUACAUUAUUAUUUUAGAUCACUUUAAUAUAUACAUAUUUAAUCUUAAUCAUUGUGUAAUGAUUUAGAUUAUUUCAACAAUAAUACACAUAUCUCGAUGAAAGUGUAUUGCGUUGAGACACAAUAUCUCUUUAUAUUGAUGCAAUAUAUGCAAAUUUUAGUAAAUAUAAAAAAUUCCAAUUCUUCAUAUAAUCGUCAUUAUAUAUUAAGAAAUUAUAAUAACGUAUUCUAUUUCUCCAAUUCUUUCAUUAUAAUUAUUUAUUUACAUAUAAAAUAUUAUUAAGCAAUGAUUUAUGUAUUACGUACGUCACAAAAUAUUAUUACUUGACUGCAAAAUAAAGAUAUUCUCAGCAAGUAAUGAUUUCUUAUUAAUGCACAGUCGUUGAUAGCUAUCAUAAAUCGAUCAUAAUAAUAACAACUUGUAAUAUUUGAUUAAAUAAUAUAGAAAUGAGAGAGAAAAA
Messenger RNA from Vespa crabro (European hornet), 3079 nucleotides. RefSeq names its product dnaJ homolog subfamily B member 12. The transcript is spliced from 8 exons. Gene Ontology annotation, molecular function: Hsp70 protein binding. The record is from RefSeq and is a predicted model, not a curated record. The coding region runs from base 230 to 1327 and encodes 365 amino acids. Gene Ontology annotation, cellular component: endoplasmic reticulum membrane. Lineage: Eukaryota; Metazoa; Arthropoda; Insecta; Hymenoptera; Vespidae. Gene Ontology annotation, biological process: cellular response to misfolded protein.